This is a messenger RNA of Adineta ricciae, 2418 nucleotides long. The record is from the annotation of a GenBank genome assembly. NCBI's taxonomy places the organism in Eukaryota, Metazoa, Rotifera, Eurotatoria, Adinetida, Adinetidae.
AUGUCAAAUGAGAAGAAAAACAAUUUUCAUUUAUUUUAUUUCAAAACUAAAAGAUCAUUAAAUAUUUGUCUAUUCAUUUUCAUUAUUUUUACUGUUCUUACUUUUCCAUUUGUUCUUAUUCGAUUAUGGAAUUUUAUUCAAAGAAAUUCUAAAUUUCAACAAGUUACAAAACUUAUCAAUAUUGGUCAAAAUCAUCACAUGGCUACGGAAUAUUCAAAAGCUCUUGAAAAUUAUGAAAAAGCGAUUGUCAUUCAAACAAAACUCUUCUCCCAAAAUCAUCCAGAUUUAGCCAAAACAUAUAACGAUAUCGGAUCAAUAUAUCGUGAUAUGGGUCAAUACUCAAAUGCUCUUCAUUAUCAUAACAUUGCAUUUGAUAUUCAACAAAAAACAUUAUCAUCAAUUCAUCCAGAUUUAUCUACAACUUAUAAUGACUUUGGUUCAGUGUAUAUCGAUAUUGGUGAAUAUUCAAGAGCUCUUGAAAACUUUAACAAGGCUCUUCAUAUUCUGCAAAAGUUACCGGUUCACUCAGAUUUAGCCAAAAGCUAUAAUAACAUUGGUUUAGCGUAUUUCUAUAUGGGAGAAGAAUCACGAGCUCUUGAAAACUAUAACAAAGCACUGAAAAUCUAUCAAGAGACGUUGUCGCCAAUUCAUCCCCAUUUAGCCAUGAUUUAUACAAAUAUAGGUUCUGUAUAUUCGCAUAUGGGUCACAAUUCAAGAGCUCUCGAGAACUACAACAAAACACUUGAGAUUUAUGCCAAAUCGAUAUCGUUUAGUCAACCUAAUCUUGCCUUAACUUACAGUAGUAUGGGUUUAUCGUAUUUAGAUAUGGGCGAAUACUCGAAGGCUCUUGAAAAUUGCAACAAAGCAUUAGAAAUUCAACAACGAUAUUUAUCUCCCAAUCAUCCCGACUUAGGAAGGACUCUUAAUAACAUCGCAGGUGUUUAUUCUUAUAUGGGAAAUUAUUCAAGAGCUCUUCAAACUUAUAACAAAGCACUUCAAAUAUAUCGGAAGACUUUGCCACCGACUCAUUCUGAUAUAUCAGCGAGCUAUAACAAUAUCGCUUCUAUAUAUCUUCGCAUGGGUGAUCAUUCAAGAGCUCUCAAAAACUAUUAUAAGGCACUUGAAAUUAUUCAGAAAACUUUUCCGUCCAUUCAUUCCGCUUUAGCCACCAGCAGGAACAAUAUAGGUUCAGUGUACUCUGAUAUGGGCGAGUAUUCCAGAGCUCUUAAGAACUACAACAAGGCGCUUGAAAUUUAUCGAAAGGUAUUACCAUUGGGUCAUCCGAAUUUCGCAACGAGCUUCCACAACAUAGGUUCACUGUAUUCUGACAUGGGCGAUCAAUCAAGAGCUCUUGAAAAUCACAAGAAAGCACUUGAAAUACAAAAGAAAGCCUUUCCAUCGACUCAUCCAGAUUUAGCUGGAAGUUACGACAGAAUAGGUGUAGUGUAUUCUCGUAUGGGGAAUCAUCUCAGAGCUCUGGAGAAUCACAACAAGGCGCUGAAAAUUUACCAAAAGGUGUUGCCGCCGACCCAUCCAGAUUUAGCUAGAAGUUACAAUAGUAUAGGUUCAGUAUAUUCUGAAAUGGGUCAGCACAUACAGGCUCUCGAAAGUUACAACAAAGCGCUUGAAAUUCAACGCAAAGUUCUGCCAUCUACACAUCCAAGUUUAGCGAUUAACUACAACAAUAUAGGUGCAGUAUAUUAUGAUAUGGGAAAACACGAUGAUGCUCUGGAAAAUUACAACAAAGCUCUCGAAAUUCAUCGGAAAACACUGCCGUCGACUCAUAUCGAGUUCGCCACGAGUUACAACAACAUCGGUUUAGUAUAUUACGACAUGGGUGAAUACUCAAGCGCUGUCGAAAACUACGCCAGAGCACUUGAGAUUUACGCGAAGACGCUACACGUAGCUCAUCCCCAUCUAGCCGCAGUGUACAACAACAUGGGUUUAGCUUGUACUCAUAUGGGUGAAUAUUCAAGAGCUUUGGAAAAUUAUAAUAAAGUUCUUGAAAUUUUUCGCAAAUCUUUACCAUUCAGUCACGUCAAUCUGGCCACGAGUUAUAACAACAUCGCUGCUGUAUAUUCUCAUAUGGGUGAGUAUUCCAGCGCACUUGAAUACUUCGAUAAGGCACUGGAAGUUCUACGCAAGAAUUCACCGUCUAUUCAUCCGAAUUUCCCCACAACUUAUAAAAACAUUGGUGAAGUCUAUAUGAAAAUGGGUGAACAUUCAAGAGCUCUGGAAAACUACAAUAAAGCACUUGAAAUCGAAGAAAAAUCUGUGUCACCGAAUGAUUUUCAUAUAGGUGAAAUCUACAAUAAGAUCAGUUUAGUGUACGAAAAAAUGGGUGACAAGUCAGAAGCACAGAAAUAUUUCAAUAAGGCGCUUCAAGCAAAACAAAGAUCGAAUUCUGCCAUUCAAUGA